UCAGGCUGCACAGGAUUCAGGAAGUUUGUGAUUUGAAGAGUUGGGCUUGAGCUAGCUGAGUCUUCUUUGAACGACUUCUUCUUUCUCAGUUCAAGAUCAUUUUCUCUCACCUGACCAAAUAUUCCGUGUAAAUCUACCAGAAGACCCUGUCUUCAGGACUCUUGCAGCAAUGGCGGGCAUGACAUCUAUGUACGUCGUGAAGAGAGAUGGCAAGAAGGAGACCGUAAUGUUCGAUAAAAUCACGUCGAGGAUCUCCAAGCUUUGCUAUGGCUUGAAUACAGAAUUCGUUGAGCCCGUGGCAAUCACGAUGAAGGUUGUGUCUGGCGUGUUCAGCGGUGUGACCACCGUUGAACUCGACACGCUGGCCGCGGAGACUGCAGCCUGCAUGACCACCCGGCAUCCGGACUACGCCAUCCUGGCCGCCCGCAUUGCCGUCUCCAACCUGCACAAGGAGACGAAAAAGACCUUCAGCCAUGUCAUGGAGGACCUGUACAACUAUGUGAAUCCCAAGAACAAGAAGCAUUCACCUAUGAUCUCCAAGGGCACCUGGGAGAUUAUUGAGGCCAAUACAGACCGUUUGAACUCUACCAUUGUGUACGACCGCGACUAUCAGUAUCAAUAUUUUGGCUUCAAGACUCUGGAGCGCUCCUACUUGCUACGCAUCAAUGGCAAAGUCGCCGAGCGUCCUCAGCACAUGCUCAUGCGUGUAGCUGUCGGUAUCCACCAGGACGACAUUGACUCUGCCAUUGAGACCUACAAUCUCUUGUCAGAGCGUUGGUUCACCCAUGCCUCUCCAACCAUGUUCAACGCCGGCACUGGACGCCCGCAGAUGUCCAGCUGCUUCUUGCUGCAGAUGAACGAGGACAGCAUUGAUGGCAUCUACGAGACACUGAAGCAGUGUGCCAACAUUUCCAAGUGCGCCGGUGGAAUUGGUCUCGCCGUGCACAAGAUCCGAUGCUCCGGCAGCUACAUUGCUGGGACAAACGGUGAAUCCAACGGACUUGUGCCCAUGCUACGCGUCUACAACAACACGGCACGCUACGUCGAUCAGGGCGGCAACAAGCGACCAGGUGCCUUUGCCAUCUACUUGGAGCCAUGGCACGCGGAUGUCUUUGAGUUUCUGGACCUGAAGAAGAACACUGGCAAGGAGGAGAACCGCGCGCGUGACCUCUUCUACGCCCUGUGGGUCCCCGACCUGUUCAUGAAGCGUGUCGAGGACAACGGUGUCUGGAGCUUGAUGUGUCCCAACGAAUGCCCAGGCCUUGCCGAGACUUGGGGCGCCGAGUUCGAGGAAUUGUACACCAAGUACGAGGCCGAGGGACGUUUCCGCAAGCAGAUCCAAGCGCAAAAGCUGUGGUUCGCUGUCCUGGAGUCACAAGUUGAGACCGGUACACCGUAUAUGCUGUACAAGGAUGCAUGCAACGGCAAGAGCAACCAGCAGAACCUUGGCACGAUUCAGUGCAGUAACCUUUGCACAGAGAUUGUGGAGUACACCGCUCCAGAUGAGGUUGCUGUGUGUAACCUUGCUUCCCUGGCCGUCAACAUGUUCGUGAAGCCAGGCGGAACCUACGACUUCCAGAAGCUGCACGAUGUCACCAAGGUUAUCACGCGUAACCUGAACAAGAUCAUUGACAUCAACUAUUACCCAGUUCCCGAGGCCCGUCGUUCCAACAUGCGUCAUCGCCCCAUCGGCAUUGGCGUUCAAGGUUUGGCGGAUGCUUUCCUGCUGAUGCGUUUCCCGUUUUGCAGUCCCGAGGCUCAGAAGCUCAAUUUGGAGAUCUUCGAGACCAUUUACCAUGCCGCUUGCGAGGCAUCAUGUGAGAUCGCAGAGAGACUCGGCCCAUACGAGACCUAUGAGGGCAGCCCGGCAAGCCAAGGGAAACUGCAGUAUGACCUAUGGGGAGUCACACCCACAAAGCUCUGGGACUGGGAGACUCUGAAAGCGAACAUUGCAAGGCACGGACUGCGUAACAGCUUGCUGCUUGCACCGAUGCCCACCGCAUCCACCGCUCAGAUCCUGGGCAACAAUGAGUCCAUUGAGCCAUACACCUCCAAUGUCUACUCACGGCGUGUGCUGUCCGGAGAGUUCCAGAUCGUCAACCAGCAUUUGCUGAAGGACCUCGUCGAGCGCGGCUUGUGGUCAGAGGACAUCAAGCUGAAGCUGAUCGCUCACAACGGCUCCGUGCAGAGGAUCGAUGAGAUCCCAGCAGAUCUGAAGGAGCUCUACCGCACUAUCUGGGAGAUUCCGCAGAAGACGCUAAUCAACAUGGCGGCCUCCCGCGGUGCGUUCAUCGACCAGUCUCAGUCGUUCAACGUCUUCAUUGCUGAGCCCAACUUUGGCAAGCUGACCAGCAUGCACUUCUACGCGUGGAAGAAGGGCCUCAAGACCGGCAUGUACUACCUGCGUACUAAGCCUGCUGCCAGCGCCAUUCAGUUCACCGUCGAUCAGGAGCGUCUCGCCAAGCUGCAAGCCAAGAAGGCGACUCCCGGCGAGGCACUAACCGAGGACGAGAAGACCGAGCAGGAGGCCGCCAUGGUUUGCUCGCUGGAGAACCGCGAGGCGUGCGUCAUGUGCUCCGGCUAGGCCAACUGCUGUCCCCUUUCUCGCUUGAUGAUUAUGAGAUGGGUGAGCAUGAGAAGUGCGUGUCGUGCCCCCUGUGAGUUGCCUGCGUUGGCAACAUAACGGCGACCUCUACUUCCUCGCACGGUGUGAACUGCAGGCUCCGGGGGAUUGCUCCCGGCAUUUGUACAUACUGAUAUAUGAACUUGGUCCGGACCAUCCUAGUCUAUUUGCUACACCACAGAUAAGAUCCUAUUGCAUUGCUGGACUUUACUUCUAGAUACUGAUGUUAGAUGCUAUCAACGCUGUUUCUCAAUCUAUAUCUAUACCUAUCUUCUUACCCUCUCCUAACUCUGCAACAACGCUUUGUAGUAGCGUGACAACCCUUUGUUGUCCUGUCUAAAACUUUAAUUGGCUUCCUCUUCGCAAUGGUUUUCUACCAUCUCCCGGGUAACGUUAGGUCCAUGUAUUCGGCAGUAGAAGCAGUUUUUUGUUUUGUUUUUUAUUGUGGAAUUUGCGGCUGGCUGCAGAUCUCUCCGCUUGGUCUUUGAUGAAUGUGUUGCAUUAUUUGUUUAUUGCUCUGUCAACACAUUGUCAAAAGGUUUUAAUACGCCUCCUCUUCGCGUAGGCACUCCUUUCUCCAUUGAUUAUGAUUGCUCAACCCUCAAUGGCUCUUUGUUAUUAUGAGCAAGUUGCUGUUCUUGGCCGUUCGUCGCAUGGUGCGAUUGAAUGCCGGCCAAGAAUAGAAAUAACGCCA
This is a messenger RNA of Sycon ciliatum, 3317 nucleotides long. Its product is annotated as ribonucleoside-diphosphate reductase large subunit-like. Lineage: Eukaryota; Metazoa; Porifera; Calcarea; Leucosolenida; Sycettidae. Gene Ontology annotation, cellular component: ribonucleoside-diphosphate reductase complex. Gene Ontology annotation, molecular function: ATP binding; ribonucleoside-diphosphate reductase activity, thioredoxin disulfide as acceptor. The coding region runs from base 170 to 2584 and encodes 804 amino acids. The record is from RefSeq and is a predicted model, not a curated record. The transcript has 22 exons. Gene Ontology annotation, biological process: DNA replication; deoxyribonucleotide biosynthetic process.